Molecule: messenger RNA, 339 nt
Organism: Schistosoma curassoni
Lineage: Eukaryota; Metazoa; Platyhelminthes; Trematoda; Strigeidida; Schistosomatidae
Source: the annotation of a GenBank genome assembly
AUGCUUUCUGUACAUACAAAACUAUUUGGCCCAUUAUACAAAUUUUCCAAAGGUCACGGUGCCAAAUUUGUUUUAGGUUCUCCAGUCAAGGUCGAAAACAUGAACUCUUUCGAUAAUCCUGGGGAAGGUGAUCAAAACAAUCCUCGACAGGCUGAAAUCGAGCAGAAAAAACUCGAUAUUGCAUGUUACAAACAUAGCUUGGAGCUAAACCGUAUUGCCCUUAGCAAGACCAUUUGGGAUAUACGUAAUUAUUGUUUCACUAACGCUCAAAAUGACCCCUUGCUCUGUCCCCCAAGAGACAAUCCAUAUAAAUCCCAACGAUCAUGUACAGUUAUUUAG